AUGGCAAUUGUAUUGCAAUUUGUUGAUAAAGAAGGUUUUAUACAUGAACGAUUCUUUGAUUUGGUUCAUGUGAAGGAUACCACAUCAUUAGCUUUGAAGAAGGCAAUCUGUGAAGUUUUUUACGUCAUUGUCCUAAUCAAGAGACAUGAUCAAUUAAGAGACAUUGAGGCAUCUCAUAUCGCGGAAUUGAUUGACAAUGGUGAGCUUGAAACUGGCAAAGGGAAAAAUCAAGUCGAUAUCAUCAAGUUCAGAAACCUUACUCAAAGGAGUGAAGCUGAUGAAAUAUAUAAUGCAAUGACAUCCGUUGAUUUUGUUUUCACCUUGCAUUUCCUAAUUGAGAUGCUUGGAAUCAUUGAUGAUCUCUGUCUAGCAUUGCAGUAUAAAUCGCAGGAUAUACUAAACACGAUUCAACUAGUGUCAUCAACUAAAAUGCUUCUCCAGAAAUUAAGAGAACAUGGGUGGUAUCCUUUGUUUGAGAAAGUGAAGUUAUUUUGUAAAGGCCAUGAGAUAGAAGUCUCUAAUUUAAGUGCUCUAUACAAAGCUGAACAAGAAAUGAAUAAUCACUUUAAUGAUGAGGUAAUGGAGUUACUUGUUCUUAGCUAUGUUUUUGAUCCACACGAUAAUUACAAAGCUUUUUGGGUAGAAGAUAUCUACAAGCUUAUGAAUGAUUUUUAUCCGGACGAUUUUAUGAAACAAGAAAAGCUACACAUGAAGAUUCAAUUGGAGCAUUUUCGACUUGAUGCUCAACAAAGCACAGAGUUGCAAAAAGCUUCUACAGUUGUCGAGUUGUGUCAAGUGCUACCUAAGACAAAUAAGUUAAGUAUUUAUCCUCUUCUUGAUAGAAUUAUUUGUCUUGUGCUAACCUCUUCCUGUGUCUAUUGCAACAACCAAACGAGCAUAUUCAGCCAUGAAAAUUGUGAAGACAAGGCUUCGCAACAGAAUGAAGGAUAA
This is a messenger RNA of Gossypium raimondii (Peruvian cotton), 951 nucleotides long. RefSeq lists its product as uncharacterized. The transcript is spliced from 4 exons. The record is from RefSeq and is a predicted model, not a curated record. NCBI's taxonomy places the organism in Eukaryota, Viridiplantae, Streptophyta, Magnoliopsida, Malvales, Malvaceae. Bases 1 to 951 code for a protein of 316 amino acids.